This is a messenger RNA of Gracilinanus agilis (Agile Gracile Mouse Opossum), 2688 nucleotides long. It is a transcript of the gene FAM234A, whose product is annotated as family with sequence similarity 234 member A. The transcript has 12 exons. The coding region runs from base 87 to 1739 and encodes 550 amino acids. The record is from RefSeq and is a predicted model, not a curated record. Lineage: Eukaryota; Metazoa; Chordata; Mammalia; Didelphimorphia; Didelphidae.
GUGAACGACCUGCCCCGGCUCGGGGCUCGGGUUUACGGACCGGCGAACUAGAUCUGUCGGCAGGAGUGAAGCUAUAUAAUGCCUGCAUGAUGGACAAAGAAUUAGAAGCUGAAAUCCACCCCUUGAAACAUGAUGACAAAACAUCUCAGAGGAAUUUGGAAAACCGAACUGAAAAGGAUGACCUUUUUAAGAAAGCAUCUCGGCAUUCCCAGUUUGCCCAGUGCCGCACAGUGCUUUUUUUCUUUUCAUUAUUUACCUGUCUCUUUGUGGUAUUUAUCAUCUCAUUCAUCAUCCCAUGUCCAGAUCGACCAAUAUCACAAAAAAUGUGGAAAAUAAACUAUGAGAGAGCAGUAACCUAUGACUUCAUGAUGUUUAAAGAUAUAAAUAAGGACAGAGUUCAAGAUGUUCUUUUUCUUCACAAAGAUGGUGGCAGCAGCAGCAAUGGUUUUAACAGAUCCUGCACAGAUGAAGGCUUUUCUUCACCAUGUACCUUUCUUGCUGCUGUGUCGGGUACCAAUGGCAGCUUGCUCUGGGAUAGGCCUGUUGCUCAGGACAUUGCCUUCAUAGAGUGUGUUGGCCCCCAGGGGAUGGAUGAGCCACCCUGGAGCUGCUUCAUUGUGGGGAAGCCCAGAUCUCUCAUUGCAGUUAAUUCUUCCACAGGGGAAACACUGUGGAAUCAGUCUGACACUUUUGGAGGUAAUGCCUCAGUACUGCGCCCCUUCCUGAAUAUACCUGAUGUGAAUGGUGAUGAGAUCCAAGAUUUACUACUCUUCACCAAAUCAGGGGGAGAGAUUCAAAGUUACAUCUUUUCAGGCAAUACUGGCGACCAGAUUGGUUCUACGCACAGCCUAAAUCUAGAAGGAGAAGUUGGUUAUAUCAUGCAUGUCACAAAGAUCGGCGCCUACUAUGUUAUUUUUCAUUCUGCUUCUUCCCUCUACGGAUAUUCUCUAAAGGAACUUUAUGAGGAAAUGACUGGAAAAAGAAGUAUAUUUGAGGAAGAUCCUUAUAUGAAGAAAAUAAUUGAUAAUGUUACCCAUAGAAUGCCUCCUUUUCACAGCUCGGGAGCCAUCCGCUACCUAAUGAAUAUUCCUGCCAAGAAUGACAUAUUCCUUGUGAAAUCAGAUGCAUGUGAGAUGCUUGAUGGGCAGAAGCUUACUACGAAGUGGACCUUUAAUGCAUCUGAAGUUGUGAGAAAACCAGUCCUUGGCUACUACAAACCAGAUGCACUUGCUAUAGUCCUUGAAAAUGGAACUGAUGUCCAAAGAAAGAUCUCGAUUGUGGACAUCGCCUCGGGAGUCCUCCUUUGGAGCCUGCCCCUGAGCUUAAUGCCAAGGAGUCCAAAGACAGCCACCAUGCAGACAGCAGACCGACGUUCUGUCUUCUUCUUCUGGGGCAGUAGUAAAGUGACUGGCCCCAACCAGACGGAAACUGUCGACUUCCAGCAAAACGUGUAUAUGUUUCACCCCACUUUGCCGGACAGUCUUUUGGAAAUUGCCAACUUUACCCAAAACAUUGUGGCCUUUGAUGUGGUGAUAUUUGAGGAGAAUCACCAUGCCUCUUAUGUGUUGCUGACUGGGCCUACGAAUCAAGACCAGCCUGGACAGGUGUCUUUAUCAAAGCAAAAGGUGAAGGAAAACAUCCUAAAUAGUAAAGUGAUCUGGCUGAUAAAGGCAAAGCCUGACAGUGACCAGACCAUUAAGGACCGGUUUUAUGAGCUGAGAUACAGGAGGGAAAAAUGAACUCAUCAGUCAGAGGGUUUCUGUUUUUUUCCCCCUUCAUUUUUUUUUGUCCUUUCUCCCUAAGAAACCAACUGAAGAAAUUAAAAAUCCAAGAAAACUCUACUUUUCACAUAGUCUCCAAACUGACCUAUCUUGUACAAAGGCCAGAAGCACAGUUUCCUACUCUUGCUGAGACAGAAUUGGAGUCAUUUGACCCAAGUCUCUCUCCAGGUGCCUUAUUCUGAGACUCAAGAGUUUUGAUUGGCAUUUUGUAAGGAACAAUUAGAAAAGGUAACUCAAGGGAAGUUAUAUUACAUCUCUUCUAGCCUCUAACCCCACUUUCUCUGUGUGGCUUCACUCCUUUGCCCUGGGCAUUUCUGAAGGGGGGAGGGGGAUUUUUCCCCUUGUGAUUCUCUGUGAGGCUUAGUAUGUGGAACCUAACUGAAUUCCAAACAGAUUCUCCCUCCAUGGUCUCUCGUGUUCACAGCCAUGGCCAAAGUUUCUCUAGAAAUAGUCUUAGGAGGUCCUGCCUACCCUUUCCCCUCCAAGUUAAACAUGAGGCCAUUCACUUUACUGUAGGGCCAGCUUAUUUCAUUUCUUCUGAGAUUUUCUCUUUCCUCCUUGAAGACAUAAUGGGCUCUGAGACUGCCAAGUUAGUGUGUAAGAGGGAUGGGACACUUUCUUGGUGAUAACUCUUUCUGGGUUAAGGAGCAUCUUCAUCUAGCCAAGUUCAAGGAAGCCCCCAAGGUUCCUGAGGAAGGAAAUAAGGGAGCUGGGGUUGGGUUUGGGGAUUGACUCUGAGAUGCUGAAGCCUUCGGGAAUUUCUGAAGCAGAUCAUAAUCUGGGACUUCAGAUCAUCCCUCUUCUAGCCUUACUAGACUUGCUGUGGAAACACUUGUUCCUGGUCUGACAGCAGCAUCUAUUUUUUUUUAAGAAGUCUUUAUUCUUUUUUUUUUUUAGACCCUUAACU